Dendrobium catenatum is the source of this 1960-nucleotide messenger RNA. Its product is annotated as golgin subfamily A member 5. The record is from RefSeq and is a predicted model, not a curated record. Lineage: Eukaryota; Viridiplantae; Streptophyta; Magnoliopsida; Asparagales; Orchidaceae. Bases 301 to 1842 code for a protein of 513 amino acids. The transcript has 3 exons.
UUCACGGACGGCUGUUGUUUAGGAAAUCUCCAAUCCCGUCAACUCUGCGAGAGAGAGAGAGGCUCUACUCUCAACAACUUCGAAGCAAAUCUCUCCUUUCACAUAGAAUCCUUCAAAUUUGGAAGAAUCAACGCAGAACAGUGGCUGAGAAGAGCCUUCGAGGCCGUGAAGCUUCUCUAAUCUUGACCUCGGUAUCGUCUAUACUAUCUGCUUGCAGUUUCCCCCUUUUUGUUUAUCUGGAUUUUUUGCUCGACCUUUUCGUGGAUUCUAGGAGAAGAUAGGAAUUUUGAAUUGUUCGGAAUGCAGGGGUUUCGGUCGAGCAAGUUAAGACCUGGGUCCUCUGAAAUGCAACAAAAAAGCUCUUCAUCCUCUUCCAAUCCGAAGAGGAGCUCUUCGCCAAAAAUAACAAGAGGUUCUUCUGCGUCAUCCGGUUCCAUUGAUUCUAGGGUUUCCAGGGUCUCCGAUCGUAAGCCCUCUCCUAUGUCAAAAUCUUUCCAAGAGAAGCAAAGUCCCAUGCGAGUUUCUGAGAUGCAGCAGCAACUUGGCAAGGUCUUGGAGGAUAUGAAGAGGCUAAAGGAAGAGAGAUCCCAAGCACUUGAAGAGCUUGCAGAACUGAAGAAAAGGAAUGAAGGAUUCACACAGAGCAAUGAGAGGAUCAUGAUGUUAGAAGAGGAAGUUGAGAAGGCCAGGGAAUCAGAAACGAAAUUGCUGGAAUCAUUGAUUUCUCAGACCAAGCAACUCGAGGAAACAAAGAUUUUACUCGAAGAGGCCAAACUAGAGAUCAGGAACCUCAGGGAGAGCCCAGCAGCUUCAGAGAAGAAAGGAUUAUUAGCAUCUGUUCAGACUAUUCAGGCCCAAGAGGAGAUCAGAAAGCUUAGAAAUGAGCUUAGGCUAGCAGUGCAGGCAGAAGAGAAGAGCAAGAAAGCAAUGGAUGAUUUUGCAAUUGCACUCAAGGAAGUGACUACUGAGGCUACUCAUAUGAAAGAAGAACAUGAAGUGAUAAAUUCCGAAUUGGAAAUGGUAAGGGCGGAUGCAGAAAAUGCCAAGUAUUUGUUGCAAAACGCCGAGCAGAAGCUACAAGUGGCUUUGGAGGGAUAUGCUAAGCUUAAGCAAGAAUUUGAAGAAUCUACUAAUGCAUGGAAAGUAAAAGAGGAUAGCUUUAUAAACUGUGUCAAGAUUUCUGAAGAUGAUAUGAACAAGAAGGAUGAAGAGAAUAGUAGGUUGGUUGAUUCCCAUAAGGUGGCCAAGGAAGAAAAUUCUAAACUGCGGGAUAUCAUUAAACAAGCAGUGAAUGAAGCUAUGGUAGUAAAGGAAUCUCUGGCAAUUGCACGGAAUGAAAACAAUGAGCUUAAAGAACAACUCUAUGAGAAAGAAAGUGCCUUACAGAAACUCAGGCAAGAAUUUGAAAACCUCAAAGUCAGUGAAACUGCUGCUCUUGAUAGCGUGAGGGAGAUGAAGAGCUUGCUUGCCUCUUCUUCUGGUACAGAUUUAAAUAAGCCCUCAGAUUUGUUAGAAAUCGAACCGUUAGGACAGUCAAAAGCAACAAGUGAUGAUAGAAAGAUAAGCAAGAAUAUGAUGAAAUUCUCAUCUGAUCGAUGGGAUAACCCUCGGAUGCAGAAUGGCCACAGGCAUUCUGUUGGAGAGUCAGAUAUUUCAAAAGACUUGGCUUUCAAUAAGAGAGCAGCAUUUGAAAACCAUGAAAAGCGAUUAAGCUCUGAUGCUUUUAAUCAUUUAGAUGGGAUAUUAUUGCAUGGAUUGGAUAAUGAUAAGCAGAAGAAAAAGAAGACAGUCUUUGGAAGAUUUGGAGAUGCAUUGAGGAGAAGGAGCUUUCGCAAAACUUAGUCUUGAAUGUUAGGUGCAUAAAAAUUUUAUUGUGAUUGUUAUUUAGCUUACUAUAAAAUUGCAGACCUUUUGUUUACUUUUUAUUUUUAAAGUUGAUAAAGAUAUAACUUGUAAUUUA